GUUUAUGGAAAAGAAAGUUUUGGGGUUUUUUUGUUUUUGUUUUUUGCUUUUCCUGUUGAUGCGUUUCAAUUGUUUAAUUGAUCAAGAUUUGAAAACAACAACAACAACAAAAAGUUUUAUUUUAGGUUUUUAUAUCCAAAAUUUUAGGAAAAUGUGAUUUUGGUGUUUGGUACCGCAUGGAAAAAUUAUGUUGCACAUGAAACAUCACAAUGUUAAGAUGAUGCGAAACAGACCCAGAAGCAGCCCUCACUUGUCUUCUCUCUUUUUUCUUUGUGUAGAAAACACAAGUUUUGGACCUGAAAACUUGACCGGAGGCACAACAAACAAUACCACUAUGCAGCCUAUGGAGUGCUUUGCGAUCUUUUUAAUAUGCAUUUUCAUUGCUACCUUCAUUGUUGGUUUCAUUGGAAAUGGGCUUGUCAUAUUUCUGACUGGCUGCAGAAUGAAGACGACAGUCAACUCUAUUUGGUUUCUCAACUUGGCGAUUGCAGACUUCAUCUUCAUAUUAUCCAUGAUGAUAUUACCUUUUAUUGUCAACUUUUCAUCCUUAAUGUACGUUAUCUCCAUGGUGAUAUCACUGAACCAGUUUGCUAGCAUUUAUUUUCUUGUAGUGAUCAGUCUGGACCGAUGUCUGUGCACAACAAUGGUUGUUUGGGCUCAAAAUAACCGAACUGUACUGAGAGCCAGGAUCAUCUGCGUGAUUGUGUGGGUUUUAUCCAUCAGCUGCAGCAUCCCUUUCUUCGUGAAUGAGUUUCCUACUACAUUUCUGGUCACAUAUGAAUUUUUUGUAGGCUUUCUCAUCCCCUUCCUGAUCAUUGCAUCUUCACACAUUGCUGUUGGAGUACGAAUCAAACGCCUCAGAAUAGGGAAGCAGCACAGGUCGUACCGGGUCAUUAUCGCUAUCAUCCUGACUUUUUUCAUAUGUUGCUUUCCAUACCAUGUUUGCAUUUUUUUUGUAAUAAAAAUGGAUAACUGGGGUGCCAGUGAUGAAGUAUUUCUGACAGCAUUUGUGUUCAGUCACUAUCUGGUUUUUCUAAACAGCUGUCUGAACCCCAUUCUCUAUGUGUUCAUGUGUGAUGAAUAUAAGAAGAAGCUGAAACAGUCUCUGCUGCUGGUGUUGGAGACAGCGUUUUCUGAAGAACAUCUGAUCUUUAAAGGAAGGCAGAUACAAAAGGACGAGCAGAACACAAAAAACACCUUUGAAUUGUUAGAUAUGUAGAAAAACUAAAUGAUUGUGACCACCAUAACUAUCAGUUUCAGUUCUGUGCCUCAGUUUUCUCUUGUUUCUGUUAGUCUUUGUAGGUUACAAACUGUUUGAUUACGUGGUCACAUGGUGUUUCAUGUUUCUUUGAUUGGUUUGUUUUGUCUAUUUCAGCCCUGUUUUUCUUUCAGUUCAUUGUAAGUUCUGCUUCACUUUGUUCAAGUUUGUUAUUCUCUGUUUCUUUUGUUAAUAAAAUACAGACUGCUGCAUUUAGAUCUGUUUCUCCUCAUUGCAACCAAAUUGUGACAAUUGACCUUUUUCACAGACUGUGAUGACGUUUUAACGGUCAUCAGCAUUGUAAAUCCUGCAAAGUUUUUUUUAUAUUUUCUUUUUUUUUUUUUAUUAUGUAUAAUAUGUAUAACUCUAUACUUUGUAUUAUAUUACCUUUGCAUCAAAUUACAAAAAAAAAAAAAAAAAAAAAAAUAGUUAAUGCUGCACUGAGAAUACAAUGACUGUGGAAGUGACAGUAAAAUCGACAUCUUUCUCUCUUCUGUUGUCAGUCUCUCUAUAUUUUUUUCCUCUUUUUGAAAGUUGUGAAAACGUGUGGCAGUUUUCUUUUGCUAUUUGAGCAAAUGCGAACACAAAUAUAUUUAAUGAAGCCUCUCAUUCAUCGCUAUAGAAGUUUAUCCAACUAUGACGACUGAGAAACCCCGGAAAUGUGAAAAGGGUCAAUGCUAUUUAGAUUUUUAUACAAAAACAUUCAUUAAUAUGUGUAAUUUGUGCAUAUGUAAUAUAAAAACAAACGAGACUGCUGCAAAAUUCAUAGAAAGUUACAUUCAGCCAAUGUUGGGAGAGGAAUUUUUAUUUAUUUAUUUAUUUUAUUUUUUUUGCAUAUCAACAUGCAUAUCCAUUAUUU
This is a messenger RNA of Megalobrama amblycephala (Wuchang bream), 2117 nucleotides long. Its product is annotated as C3a anaphylatoxin chemotactic receptor-like. Gene Ontology annotation, molecular function: complement receptor activity; G protein-coupled receptor activity. NCBI's taxonomy places the organism in Eukaryota, Metazoa, Chordata, Actinopteri, Cypriniformes, Xenocyprididae. Gene Ontology annotation, biological process: positive regulation of cytosolic calcium ion concentration; phospholipase C-activating G protein-coupled receptor signaling pathway; inflammatory response. Gene Ontology annotation, cellular component: plasma membrane. Bases 188 to 1219 code for a protein of 343 amino acids. The record is from RefSeq and is a predicted model, not a curated record. The transcript has a single exon.